Pieris macdunnoughi is the source of this 2376-nucleotide messenger RNA. The record is from the annotation of a GenBank genome assembly. Lineage: Eukaryota; Metazoa; Arthropoda; Insecta; Lepidoptera; Pieridae.
AUGGCCCCCUUUUUCAGUAAACACACAAUCUUGUCUGGUCAUAUUGAUUUCUAUUGUUUAGUUUGCGAAAAUCGUUUUUUGACAGUAGAAGAUACAAUUAAACAUAUUAUAACAGAUUCUCAUGAACAGCAAUUGGGCAAGACAAUAUAUGAGUCUAAAGAUGAUGGCAUUAAAAAAAUCAAACUAUGGUAUUUCUGUGAAUUUUGUAGUAUAGUCUUGAAAACCAAAGCUAAAGUAAGAUUACAUAUUGUGGAAACGCAACAUGUUGCAAACAAAAAAGACCAGUUCAUCAAAAGAUAUGGAAAUGCUUUAAUUGCCUUUGACGAUGUACACAUUGAUAAUGAAGCCUGGGAAGGUUUGUGUGAUAGCACAUGCAUUCUAUGUAACAAUGAGUAUGAAGAUGUUUCAGGACACUUAAAAGAUCCCAUACAUCAUAUAAACUUUAUGCAAAGUAAUAUUGAAUUUCAGAACAAAAAUAUUUUCCGUAUGGUAGAUGAGACAUCUUUUCAUUGUAUUACCUGCAAUUCUCAAGAAGCCUUGCCAGUUAAUACACAUUUUGAUGCUUCACAACAUAUAGAUAUGUAUUUAAAAUGUCAAAUGUUAGCAGCUAAACUCAUUGAUGAUCAAAACAGUGGUGAAGAAAUAUCAGCUAAAGAAAAUGAAGUUCAACAAAAAAUUGAUAUUCCUGAACUUGCUAGUAAAGAAAAAGCUAUACCUUUGGAUAUUCAAACAGAUCUCCUAAAUAUGCAAAAUGAAGAUGUGGAAAUACAUUUUCCUAUACCAUUGCCUGAGUUAAAAAAAACUAUAUAUACAGAUGAAAAAUCUGAUCAUCCUGAAGAAAUUGUAAAUAAUACAGUCGAAACAAAUGCUUACGCAAUUGAAAACACUGUAUUUAAUUUAAAAGAAGCAGAAGAAAUGAUUUGUAAAGUUCUCGAUACUGAUAACUAUGUUAUAAAAAAUGAUGACGGACCCGGGAAAUGGUGUAUUUUAUGCGAUUGGGUUAUGGGUUCAUUUGAAAUAAAUGCACAUUUGACUAGUGUACACCAUACAAAUAUUCUUAAACUACAUAAAAUGCGUAUUCAAAAAUCAAAGAACCAGGGAUAUAAAAACAAAACUCCAGUUGAACAAAAUAAAACUUUAAAGCCAUCAAACAUAGAGACUGGAAAUGAAAACAUUCAAGAAGAAUUUGAGAAAAUGGAAAAUGAGGUGCCUCAACAGAACUCAACACUUAAUUCUCCCCUGGUCUUACUCAAUGAGCCUGAAAAAAAUUCAACUGAACUUCAACAUAAUAUGAUUGUAGAUGCUUUAAAAAGAUUCCAGAAUAAUCAUAUUGACAUUAACUUUAAUAAUAUGAAAGCGAUGUGUAGACUAUGUUCCACAAAAGUUGAUUUUAAUUAUAUAUCAAUUGAAGAACAUAUAGGUCAACAUGAGAAAAAGAUUAAUGAGUCAGGCCCAAAAAAAAAUUCCAAACAAAUUGACAAUGAUUCUAGCCAGACACAAUUGACUGACAGAACACUUAUAAAUUCAUUAAAACAGUUUCAGAAAAAUUAUAUUAAUAUUAAUUUUGAAACUAAGCAGGUGACAUGCAAGAAAUGUUCUAUAAAUUUAUCUUUUGAUUACAAUACUGUAAAAGGUCAUAUUUUUACACAACACAUGGACGACCUUAAAGAUAAACAAAAGACAAAACAAGAAAGUGAUACACUAUUAAAUUUAACUCCUCAAAUAAAUGAAGAAGAAAACUAUGCAAACAAAAACAACUUUAAACAUUUACCGGAUCAGAAUUUAGUUUCUUGUGAAAUAUGUAAAACACAAGUAUCAUUUUCCUUAAAAGAUAUGGUAGAUCAUAUACAUUCAAAUGCACACAAAUCACAAGUUGAAGCAAAUAAAACUAAAAUUGAAACUAUACCUUUAAAUUUAUUCAUCCAAACAUUAGUAACAGUAGACACUGGUACUUUCAAAGAUCACAUUAUAAACAAUGAAAUUUGCAUGAAUGUACUGAGUUUUAUCUUGCUUACUAGCAUUCCAGAAGUGAAUAUGUUUAAAUGUCUAUGUUGUGAUUUGUAUCUUCAUGAAGACGAGUGGUUGCCGCAUACAAAAUCAAAAGAUCAUCUUGACGUGUUAAAUAAUAUGAAACUUGUGAUCAAUGUAAAAGAUGAAUUUAUACGACAACUACCCUCUAAUCACUAUCACUGUGGGUUUUGCAAUAUAAUAGUUAAUUGUUGGCAAGAUGUGUCAACUCAUUUAAGUACAAUAUCCCAUAAACAGUGUAAAAUUUCAGCAAAAGUUAGAUUACAAUCACAUACUUCAUCAAUUGCUGAUUAUGAGAGUAAAGUGAGUAAUGAAUCAAGAUUUUUUUAUGAAAUUAUAUUAAAAUAA